Molecule: messenger RNA, 2485 nt
Organism: Cuscuta epithymum
Lineage: Eukaryota; Viridiplantae; Streptophyta; Magnoliopsida; Solanales; Convolvulaceae
Source: the annotation of a GenBank genome assembly
AAUAUAUUCAUGGCCUAAAUCCGACUUGCCUAGACUUGUAAGAACAGAAGAAAGAGAAAAAACACGAAAUGACGUGGAAAACUUUGGUGCGGCAAAAAAAUCCCCUGCUAAUCGUCUAGUGGUAGAACAGCGUGAACUUGCGGAUUGAGGAAAGAGGAAAUUGUGGAUAAGAUUGCCCUCAGCUAAUCCCAUGUUACCACCAACAAUUUCCUUACAUUGAAAUGCAGGCAUUCAUCUUCUAACUAUCCAUCCAUCCUGCUCUCCUUUACCAUUUUACUGGAUUCUUGCUUUUGAUGAGGCAGUGCAUAGUUGCAUACUCUUUGUUGGAUGAAAUAAUAGCCCCCCUGACCGCCUGUGUUCUGAGGUAUUGUGCAUUAAGAGGCAGAUAGUAUGGGAGAAUUCACUAAAGAUGAUUCAAAUCGUAUCAUUGUAGAAAAGAAUAAGAAGGGAUUAACCUCAAACACUUCACAAAGCUCAACAUCGCCUACCACGGAGUCUGAUGUGCGUGAAGGCGGAUUGCAUUCUAUUUCACGAUCAUUAAGCUUUCCUACCCAAGUUGGCUGUGCUGCGUGUCAGGGAAACAUAAAAUGCCUGACCGUCCAUUUAAAAACAAAGAGCAUGAAGAUAUCGAUAGACAGAGGGAAACCUCAAGAAGUCCAUGUUAUACACAAAGGCCUAAUAGAAGGAGGACAUAGGCCGACUGUUGUAACCUACACUAAUGUAUUAGUAGCCUUGACUCUCCAGAAACGUUUCAAGUCCAUUCCCCCGCUUCUCAGAAAGAUGGAAGGGAGUGGAUUAAAACCCGACUUGUUUUUCUUCAAUGCCCUGAUCAAUGCCUUUUCUGAGUCUGGAAAUGUCAAUGAGGCCCUUAGAAUCUUCUGGAAAAUGAAGGAGGAGGGGUGCAAGCCCACAGCGACUACUAUUAAUGCGCUGAUCAAAGGGUUUGGAGUAAUUGGUAAGCCUGAAGAAGCUUUGAAGCUCUUAGAGAGGAUGUCAAUACAAGAAAAUGUGAAAGCAAAUGCGAGAACUUAUAAUGUUGUUAUACAAUCAUGGUGUAACCAGAACAAUGUUGAGAAAGCAUGGGAAGUAGUUCAUCAAAUGGUUAAGAGUGGUUUGAAACCCGAUGCUUUCACAUAUAACACAAUAGCGAGGGCCUAUGCACAGAACAAUGAGACGAGCAGAGCAGAAGCAAUGAUUUUACAAAUGCGCAAUGAAAAAGUGGAUCUCAAUGUAAUAACAUGUGGCAUCAUUGUGGAUGGGUACUGCAAAGAAGGCAACCUGGCAGAUGCAUUAAGAUUCUUAUACAGUAUGAGGGAUUUCAGCCUGCGUCCUAAUCUGUAUAUAUUUAACUCUCUCAUCAAAGGUUUUCUAGACUCAAAUGAUGCAGAUGGAGUUGACGAGGCACUAACAUUGAUGGAAGAAUUUGGAGUGAAGCCAAACGUGAUCACAUUCAGCACCUUGAUGAACAUGUGGAGUUCAUCCGGACAAACAGAUAAAUGUGAAGAAAUAUUCAAAGACAUGAUCAAGUCUGGAAUCCAACCCGAUGACCACACAUUCAGCAUCCUUGCAAAAGGAUAUGUUCGUUCCGGACAACCCGAAAAGGCCGAAUCGCUCUUGGAGCUAAUGGCAGCCCAUGAUGCCUCCCCUAACGUGGUGAUGUUCACAACAAUAAUCAGCGGCUGGUGUAGUGCGGGAGAAAUGGAGCAUGCUUUCGGAUUGUACCAAAAGAUGCUUCAAAUGGAUGUACAUCCAAAUCUUCAAACCUUUGAGACCCUUAUUUGGGGUUAUGGUGAAGCAAAGCAGCCGUGGAAGGCCCAAGAGUUGAUUCAAAGUAUGAAGGAAAUUGGUGUUUCUCCUAGCAAAAACACAUAUAAGCUUGUUGAAGAUGCAUGGAAUGCCGUUGGAUUAACCAACGAGGCUAAACAAGUGUUGAAUUAUUAUGAUCAUCACGAAGAAAAAGAAGCACAAGGGAAAUUGAAUGGUUCUCUCUCGAACAAACAUGAAAUCCCAAGAUCUGUUAUAAGCAACAAAUCCAGCUCAAGAAGUUUCAGAUUUAGAAGCAAGGUGAUCAUGAAGAAUUGUGGAUUUAAACUGAAGGCAUUGGUGGUAAGCCCCAUGCCAAAGCACGUUCAUUUUGGAAUUCAUUGCUACAUGUAAAUAUGUCAUAACCUAAUGGUUCAUUUUCUCUGGCAAUAUAUGAGUGGCAUUGGUUAACUUCUUGAAUGUUUUCUUGAUUAAAAUUGACAGAAAGAAACAAAGAGGUGAGAAAUUUGGUAGAACCACAAUUUGUUGUUUGUAGCAACAAUAAAGUUAUGAGAGGCCACAUUAGACAUUAUUUUUGAAUCUCAUAUUGGUCAUGUUUCAUACGGAUUGAACACACUAUGGUUAAAUGUGAAUUUCGAUACUAUGGUUACAUGUAAAUCUCAUAUUGGUUAUUAGGGUUUUAAAUUAUUCAAAUAAGUACAAUUUUAAUGUUUUUUGGUUA